UCCGCAAAAUAUCAACACUAUAUAUCAGUCUGCAAAUAUCCGUAACUUGACAACGAGAUCGAUUAAGCCAACACAACAACAACUUCACUUACUUCUACUACUACUAACACUCUGCUCAGAAGUAUGAUGAACAAUACCAUCUUCUCUGAGUACUCGAAUUCAUGUAAGCUAUAUAAUCUUUAUUCACUCGAUGCUGCUUCGGAUUCUUCGUCUUCCACGGAAGGUAGCUCAGAUUCUCCUGUAAUGUUGGCAUCUAGCGAUGCGAAGAAACGUUGUGGAAGAAAGAAGUUUCGAGAAACUAGACAUCCUAUAUAUCGUGGGAUUAGAAGAAGGAACUCUAAUAAAUGGGUUAGUGAAGUAAGAGAGCCGAACAAGAAAAAUAGAAUAUGGCUCGGCACAUUUGCGACAGCUGAAAUGGCAGCCAGAGCUCAUGAUGUAGCCGUUUUAGCCCUGAGGGGACGUUCAGCUUGUCUAAAUUUUGCUGACUCGGCUUGGAGAUUGCGGCUCCCAACAUCGACUAAUGCAAAGGAUAUUCAGAAGGCGGCGGCUGAGGCGGCGGAGGCAUUUCGAUCGACGUGUGAAGAUGGUGAAGUGGUGGAGGAGACGAGUGAAGUCAUGUUACCUCGAAAUGUGUAUGACGUGGAUGAGGAGGUGGCGGAGUUCGGGAUGCCUGGACAGCUGAUUGCUGAGAUGGCGCAGGGGAUGAUGUUGCCGCCACCUCAUCAGUACUAUUGUGAGGGAGAUGAUAACGUGGAAUUCUGUGCUGAGAUGUCUUUAUGGAAUUAUUAAUCGACGUCUGUAGAAUAGUUUAGGAGAUGCGGGCAUCGAUGUUGUAUAUUUCCAUCUGGUCGGACUAUGAUUUAUACUGUGGUCAACUGGAAUAGGCACCAACCAGAUCCCAUCGAAAGAAUGGAGGUUCAAAUGCAUCGAGUACGCAACUAAUCCUCCAAACUUUGAUUUGUAAUUUCAAAUUAAGAUGAUAUUUUCUGAGAGAA
Molecule: messenger RNA, 995 nt
Organism: Daucus carota subsp. sativus
Lineage: Eukaryota; Viridiplantae; Streptophyta; Magnoliopsida; Apiales; Apiaceae
Product: dehydration-responsive element-binding protein 1A
Exons: 1
Coding region: 124-789 (221 amino acids)
Biological process (GO): regulation of DNA-templated transcription
Molecular function (GO): DNA-binding transcription factor activity; DNA binding
Source: RefSeq, a predicted model, not a curated record